Messenger RNA from Mesorhabditis spiculigera, 597 nucleotides. The record is from the annotation of a GenBank genome assembly. NCBI's taxonomy places the organism in Eukaryota, Metazoa, Nematoda, Chromadorea, Rhabditida, Rhabditidae.
AUGACACUGCCUCCUGGUGUGAGCAGCGUGUUGGAGGCUGAGACUCCUCCUCCAUCGACGUCAUCGCAAAACCGCUGUUCUUCUUCUUCGCACGACUGCGCUGAUUGCGCGCGGAAGGACGAUUUGAUCGACGAACUCAAGGCAAUUGUUUUGAAACCGUCCCGUUCAAACUGCGCGAAUUGCGAGAUCCUGACACUAGAAAAUAAAACCGCACUGGCGACAAUCCAGGGAUACAAGACGACCGUGGCAGCUGCCGAGGGCGCCAAGGCCGAAUGCGAUUACCUGCUGGAGCGGCAGAGCGGCGCGGAAAGAUGCGGCUGGAACAGCUACAACAAUCUCGUCAUAGAGAAUAAUAAUUACAGGACAGAAACCGCAAAGCUGCGUGAACAGGUGGCGGCUUUGACGGGAUCGAAGGAGACUUCGAAUAACAAUACGAGUCACGACCAGAAACUGCGGAUCAUGUGUUUGCUGCGUGACACGAAUCUGAUUUUGCAGCACGAGAUUGCGGAAACACGAGACGAAUUGGCGAAGCUCGGCUUCACGCUCGCCUAUUCUCAAAGACUUGGCCCACCACCAAAGAAGCGCAAGGCCGAAGAC